Messenger RNA from Mesocricetus auratus (golden hamster), 4348 nucleotides. It is a transcript of the gene Lrrc8a, whose product is annotated as leucine rich repeat containing 8 VRAC subunit A. The record is from RefSeq and is a predicted model, not a curated record. Gene Ontology annotation, molecular function: protein binding. Lineage: Eukaryota; Metazoa; Chordata; Mammalia; Rodentia; Cricetidae. The transcript has 4 exons. Bases 262 to 2694 code for a protein of 810 amino acids.
CGUCACUUCCGGGGCGGAGUGGGGAGAGUGGUGCAGUGAGGGACAAACAAAAGGAGGGCGCCGGAGGAGCGCGGCGUUCGGCGACGGGACUGUGUGGCGGAGGGCCGGGGCUGCCUGCCGGGCAGCUGCGAGUGGCGAGCUCAGGGCGGCAGCAGCGUCCAUGGAGCAAAAGGAAUGCCAGGACCCUGUGCAUCCAGACAGGGACCAGCCUCAGCACCAACAGCCAACACGAAGAUAGCAGAGCCACCUCAGGGUUAAAUCAUGAUCCCGGUGACAGAGCUCCGCUACUUUGCAGACACACAACCAGCAUACCGGAUCCUGAAGCCAUGGUGGGAUGUGUUCACUGACUACAUCUCCAUUGUCAUGCUGAUGAUUGCUGUCUUUGGGGGGACGCUGCAAGUCACCCAGGACAAGAUGAUCUGCCUGCCUUGUAAGUGGGUCACCAAAGAUUCCUGCAAUGAUUCCUUCCGAGGCUGGGUGGCCUCCAGCCCAGAGCCCACUUACCCCAACUCCACAGUCCUGCCCAGUCCCGACACAGGCCCCACCGGGAUCAAGUAUGACCUAGACCGCCAUCAGUACAACUAUGUGGACGCCGUGUGCUAUGAGAACCGCCUGCACUGGUUUGCCAAGUACUUCCCCUACCUUGUGCUCCUGCACACCCUUAUCUUCCUGGCCUGUAGCAACUUCUGGUUCAAGUUCCCACGCACCAGUUCAAAGCUGGAGCACUUUGUGUCUAUCCUGCUCAAGUGCUUCGAUUCACCAUGGACCACAAGGGCACUGUCAGAGACAGUGGUGGAGGAGAGUGACCCCAAGCCAGCCUUCAGCAAGAUGAAUGGCUCCAUGGACAAGAAGUCAUCUACAGUCAGCGAGGACGUGGAGGCCACUGUGCCCAUGCUUCAGCGGACCAAGUCACGGAUUGAGCAGGGCAUCGUGGACAGAUCCGAGACAGGUGUGCUGGACAAGAAGGAAGGGGAGCAGGCAAAGGCACUGUUUGAGAAGGUGAAGAAGUUUCGGACCCACGUGGAGGAAGGGGACAUCGUGUACCGCCUCUACAUGCGACAGACCAUCAUCAAGGUGAUCAAGUUCGUCCUCAUCAUCUGCUACACUGUGUACUAUGUGCACAACAUCAAGUUCGAUGUGGACUGCACUGUAGACAUUGAGAGCCUGACAGGGUACCGAACCUACCGGUGUGCCCACCCUCUGGCCACGCUCUUCAAGAUCUUAGCGUCCUUCUACAUCAGCUUGGUCAUCUUCUAUGGUCUCAUCUGCAUGUACACACUGUGGUGGAUGUUGCGGCGCUCCCUCAAGAAGUACUCGUUUGAGUCAAUCCGAGAGGAAAGCAGCUACAGUGACAUCCCAGAUGUCAAGAACGACUUUGCCUUCAUGCUGCACCUCAUCGACCAGUAUGACCCGCUCUACUCAAAGCGCUUCGCCGUCUUCCUGUCUGAGGUGAGUGAGAACAAGCUGCGGCAGCUGAACCUCAACAACGAGUGGACGCUGGACAAGCUGCGGCAGCGGCUCACCAGAAAUGCCCAGGACAAGCUGGAGUUACACCUGUUCAUGCUCAGUGGCAUCCCUGACACCGUGUUUGACCUGGUGGAACUCGAGGUCCUCAAGCUGGAGCUGAUCCCUGAUGUGACCAUCCCGCCCAGCAUUGCCCAGCUCACGGGCCUUAAGGAGUUGUGGCUGUACCACACGGCAGCCAAGAUCGAGGCUCCUGCUCUGGCCUUCCUGCGAGAGAACCUGCGGGCACUGCACAUCAAGUUCACCGACAUCAAGGAGAUCCCGCUGUGGAUCUACAGCCUGAAGACACUGGAGGAGCUGCACUUGACCGGCAACCUGAGUGCCGAGAACAACCGCUACAUUGUCAUCGAUGGGCUUCGGGAGCUCAAGCGCCUCAAGGUACUGCGGCUCAAAAGCAACCUGAGCAAGCUACCACAGGUAGUCACAGAUGUGGGCGUGCAUCUGCAGAAACUUUCCAUCAACAACGAGGGCACCAAGCUCAUCGUCCUCAACAGCCUCAAGAAGAUGGUGAACCUGACGGAGCUGGAACUGAUACGCUGUGACCUGGAGCGCAUCCCUCACUCCAUCUUUAGCCUCCACAACCUGCAGGAGAUUGACCUGAAGGACAACAACCUCAAGACCAUUGAGGAGAUCAUUAGCUUUCAGCAUCUGCACCGCCUCACCUGCCUUAAGCUGUGGUACAACCACAUUGCCUACAUCCCCAUCCAGAUCGGCAACCUCACCAACCUUGAGCGCCUCUACCUGAACCGCAACAAAAUCGAGAAGAUUCCCACCCAGCUCUUCUACUGCCGCAAGCUGCGCUACCUGGACCUCAGCCACAACAACCUGACCUUCCUUCCUGCUGACAUCGGCCUCCUGCAGAACCUCCAGAACCUGGCCGUCACGGCCAACAGGAUUGAGGCGCUCCCCCCAGAGCUCUUCCAGUGCCGGAAGCUGCGGGCUCUGCACCUAGGCAACAAUGUACUGCAGUCACUGCCCUCCAGAGUGGGUGAGCUGACCAACCUGACACAGAUUGAGCUCCGGGGCAACCGGCUGGAGUGCCUACCCGUGGAGCUGGGCGAGUGUCCACUGCUCAAGCGCAGUGGCCUGGUGGUGGAGGAGGACUUGUUCAGCACGCUGCCGCCCGAGGUGAAGGAACGGCUCUGGAGAGCUGACAAGGAGCAGGCCUGAGCGUGUAGCAAGGACCCUCAGCGUGCCCUCAGGCCAAGUGGGCAGUCCAGCUCUCCAGGACUGCUGAACAGCCAGCUGGGUCCCUCCAGGCAGAGCCCGGGCCAGGCAUGAGCUGGGCCAGGGCAGAAGACAGGAACUGAGGGGCUGGCCCCUUUUCUCCCUCUGGGACUCAUAUACCCAGGGCAGGCACUUGCCGGAGACUGUAAACUCUGAGACUACUCUCAGAGGACAGUAUUUGGACAAUCAGGGUCUUCACCCUGGAGGCCAUCUCUGCCUCAGAGGCUGAGCCGGCACCAGAGGCCCAGGGACAGUAACUUAGAUCUGGGUAUUUAUUUUUCUCUCCUCCCAUCUCCUCCCUCCAGAUAACUUAUACAUUCCCAAGAAGGGUUAUCUCUGUGGGAAGUGUUUAAACAGCCUGGCAGUGUUCGCCUUUUUCUUUUCGGGUGAUGCUGACAGUCAGUGCCCACCCAGGCUUAGCCAGAGUUGGGUAAGGCGAGCCAGCCGCAGGACGGUGGCCUUAUUGGCACUGGGCAGGGCUCUGGCAGCAAAACUUGUGGGAGACCAGGCUUCCAGGUGAAAGGGUCAGGCCUGGGGCUUGCCACACCAGUUUUGAAGCAACUAAAACAAACUUUUUUAGUCAGGUUCUUUUCUUUUUUUUUUUUUUUUUAAGCUUUGAAAAUGAUGGUUUGGGUAUUAAAAAAAGAAAGAAAAAAGAAAACUUAAAAAAAAAAAGACACUUAAGGCCAGUGAGUUGAAGUCUCAGGGUGGGUGGUAUUUCCCCUUCAGCAAAGCAGCAAGACAUUGAACGAAACUUCCUGUCCCUGUGGUGUGGGCCAGCAUGUCUUCCAGUUUGUCCUGACCUUAGUCCAGAAGUGUUGUUUGUUCUUCUUUCCUCCUGGGGCAGGCAGGGCUUUUAUUUUUGUUUACUUUUAGUUGUUUUUUUUUUUUUUUUUUUUUUUUGGUCUGUCCUGUUAUUUUUUUCCUCCUCCAUGGGUCUUGGCAAGCACCCUUUUCAUGGCUGCCAGCCAAAAGGAAGGCUCUGGAGCUGCCAAGAAGGGAGGAGACUUGGGCUGGCUAGUCCCCAGAUGAACGGUGCUCCUUCCCUCUCACCACCCCCACGAUGCCCCUCACGCACAGUGUUACGGAGCCCCAAGCAGCUGAUUCCCACAGACUCUAUCCCCACAUCAUGGGUUUGCUCAGUGCCACCACUCACCUCUGCUGCUGCCUACAUUGGCUCUGUCCCCAUUUGGUCCUUCGGGAAGAACAGACAUUUAGAGGCAAGUUGGGCACGGAGAGGGCAGGUUCCCCAGUUUUUGGUUCCAGGCUAGUCUCCAUACUGGGUACCUGGUUUGCACACAGUAUAGUUAGCGCCUAGUGGCGGCAAGCCACUCUGCUUUAGAUCAAUCACUAGGGUCCCCACUUUAGAAGGGUCCUCGCCUUAGAUCAAUCACAUGGACACUAGGGCACGUUUUAGCGUCUCAUGUCUUAACGAUUACAUCUGUCUUUCCGUCCAUUUGUGUUUUCUGCGUCGUGUCAUUGGAUGUAACCCUUGGAAAUACUGCACACUAGCCUCUGACAACCAUGAAGCAAUCCGUUACACAUGGAUCUGACUUAUGAACUCGGUUCAGAUGUCAAAUAAAUCUAUAACACAGUU